Scophthalmus maximus (turbot) is the source of this 2242-nucleotide messenger RNA. RefSeq lists its product as uncharacterized. Bases 63 to 1553 code for a protein of 496 amino acids. The transcript has 10 exons. NCBI's taxonomy places the organism in Eukaryota, Metazoa, Chordata, Actinopteri, Pleuronectiformes, Scophthalmidae. The record is from RefSeq and is a predicted model, not a curated record.
UUAUGAAUUGGCUAUCUAUGUCAGCUGUAAGACGACUUUGAUGUCCAAGUGAGGUCUAAGUCAUGUACCUGAAAGCUCUUGGGUACGAUUUUUAUCAAGACUCCAAACGCAUCGCGGGCCUUACGCGUUUCGGUCUCCAUGGCGACCGGGUAAAAGACGGACCGUUGUGGACACGACGAAAGUUCGUCUCCAGUCGUGACUCCGCACUAAAGUACAUUCAGCAAACAGCCAUGUCCAGCGGCAGUAGGCCAAAGCCUGGGUGCUUUGGGAGCGACAUCCGCAGACUGCUGCUGGCGGCUGAAGCUGGUCAGAAGGCCGAUAUCCUGACCUACUCCUCGGGUCAUCUGGGGCCCCGCGGCCUGAACCACAGAGCGCAGCACGUGGACUCAAAGCAGUCUUUCUGGAGGACGUCUCGGGGCCCAGAAGAAACCCCAAACCCUCUGACAGUCCGGCAGAGACGAACAAAGACCCUGACCCGUGAGUCUCCCUCUGCGCUCACCGCCAGCACCGCUUUGGUAGAGGCCGAGGUCUCGGACCCAGGACGAGACCAGGCUGCUGAUCACUCAUCACAUGCAGACGGAAGAGGAGGUGUCCGUCUGCCCGAGGUGGUUCGUCGUUCCUCAAACUCUGUGCCGUCCCAGCAGAGAGCUAUUUCAAAGAAGAAGCCCAACUCUUCAUUUGUUCCGGAGGGGAAACAGCAAUUGUGCUCGAGCCAUUCUGACCAGGAAGGACAGAAUAAUGAAGACCAGCUAAAGACUAAACAAUGGUUUGACAGGGAAUUCAUAGCCAAGCCGGGCCUGUGGGCUGGAAGAAAUAUUGCAGAGAUGCAUGAGAGGAAACUACAAAAGGAGCUGAGGAAGCUGUCAGCGCAGAGCUGGCCCAGCAGAGACCGCCUUGCGGUGUUCAGUGACGUCUUUGAUGAUGUAUGUGAAAGCUCGCCAGUAUUUGGACGCAUCCUGAGGGAAAUUAAGACAGAUUACGAUUUGUAUGUCAAUCACAUGAUGGCUUCCCAGUCACCACCACAUGACAUGGCGCCGAAUACUUCACUUGAAGAUCUUGGCAAUGGCAAAGUAACGGAAAUGGAGUUGGUAGAUGCUGAAAGGGAGGUUCGCAGGCUGGAGCAGGAGGCCAGAAGAGCUCUGCAGGAGAAUAGACGAGUCCGAAAUGACUCACAGAAUGUUCCAGCUAUCGCGGGCCCAGAGGACAGUGACAUGAAGAGACUGCGUGACACUGGGACAUCUACCAGCUACACCAACAGUGUCCAAUUCAAGAGGCUCCAGGUGUUGAACAUGUGGAGGGAGAUCCAACAGCUGGAGGAGGAGAUUAACGAAAAGCUGGUGUGCACUGUGACAACCACUGCCACUGAAAAACACAUCAAAGUCCUAAAGACAGAAGCGUUGAGACUGAUAGCCUCAAGUGACCGUCUGAAGACCACCAACAAGGAUCUGGAAAACAAAAUCAACAUAGUGCUGAAUAGAGAGAAAUCAAGCAAGACCAUGAGACGGACAUUGUGGGACGAAAUACAGUGCGAUCUGAAGACUGAGAGUGAAUAACUUCAUCAACAAGUCAAACAGAGAAUCGUUUCUUGGGAUGAAUAUUUCAAUGUCAGCUGGAUAAAGUCCAUAGGUAGAAUACAAUUAUUUAAAUCAAGUUUUUAACCUUUGUACUUAUUUCUUAUCUUUGACAAGUAGCAAAUUAAAUAUGAGAUUACCGUGUGGCCCGUCAUAAGCCUUUCAGUUUAGUACUACAAUAAAAGUGUAGAUCAUAGCUUAAAACUGCCACUAACAGCAAGCGAGCAAUUAUAACACAAUGAGAAAACAAUUAUAAGAGUCCAGUUAAGAGUCCAUUACAAGUCCACAAAUGGUACUGAUGCUGCUGAUCUUAAUUGUGUUUUGUUGUUGCAGUAGGUUGAUGUGAAGAUAGUAUUUGCAACUUGAUAUACUGUUGGAUAGUUUGAUCUAUAAUUGUACAGUUUACUCUAAAAGAUAAUCAUGUCUUUAAUAUGUAAAACCUUCAUUUACAUAUUAUCCAGUUGUCACAUUUCAUCCUAUUUUUUAUCUUGUGAACUACAGUUUGUUUAAUUUGAUUUAUCCAUAACAAUAUCACACUUGUUGCUUAAGCUUAAAGAAUGUCAUAUAAAUAAAAUGUAUUAUUGUUGUUAUGUAGUACCGAAGCUGUCAAACGUGAGAAGUGCAGUAAAAGAAAGUUAGAGAAUCAUUAAAUGAAAAUAUUCGAAAAAGAA